Messenger RNA from Thermothielavioides terrestris NRRL 8126, 618 nucleotides. RefSeq lists its product as uncharacterized. The record is from RefSeq and is a predicted model, not a curated record. The transcript is spliced from 2 exons. NCBI's taxonomy places the organism in Eukaryota, Fungi, Ascomycota, Sordariomycetes, Sordariales, Chaetomiaceae. Bases 1 to 618 code for a protein of 205 amino acids.
AUGUCGGAACGCGGCCCAGGAAAAGAACAGCUCAGCGACAUCGCCCAGCAGGCGGAGCGUGACCUCAACACGUAUCAGUCCAAGACGGGUACGGGCAAGGGACGGGUCCCGGGGCUCGAGGACUACGGCGUCAAUGAAACGGUCGAGAGGAAGUUCCCCGGUGCCACCGUCAAGGUCGGCGAAAACCUCGUAACGAACCGGAGCUACGACCGCCCGAUCCCCGCUGACGAGGGCGGUGACGUGGAUGAGCGUGGACGGUCACACAGCUCGGGCAAGAUCGACGAGGCCACAGUCAAGGGCUGGGGCAAGGACCCGCGGCAGCUCGAGGGGGAGACUGUGCGGGCCGACCGGCCGGACCUGCUGCCGGCCGACCAGGCGCUCGGCGGGCGCGGCCGGGAGCCGGCGAAGCAGGGCGACGUCUCGGAGCAGGGCCGGCUCGCUGCCAAGGCCAACGUGGGCCUCCCGGCCGAGAGCGGGCGGGAGGUGCCGGCGCAGGGGAGCCGGGGUAGCCAGUUCAAGGGCGAGUACUACGAGUCGCCCGAGUCGGUGCCGGACCAGGGGGCGGACCAGAACCUGGUGCCGCCGGAGAGCGCGACGGAGACGUCGAGGAAUACCUAA